GGAAGUGACGAAAGCAGCCGAGGAGGUCACUUCCUGCUGGGGUGGAUGAGGAGGAGCUGGAGACGCCGCCGAGGAGACCGGACCGAAGACGGACCGUGCCGGGGAGAGCAGGAGGGUGAAAAUGAAAGCGGGCUGUAGCAUCGUGGAAAAGCCUGAAGGAGGUGGAGGGUAUCAGUUUCCUGAUUGGGCCUAUAAAACAGAGUCGUCCCCGGGCUCCCGGCAGAUCCAGCUGUGGCACUUCAUCCUGGAGCUGCUGCAGAAGGAAGAGUUCCGCCAUGUCAUCGCCUGGCAGCAGGGAGAGUACGGGGAAUUUGUCAUCAAGGAUCCAGAUGAGGUGGCCCGCCUCUGGGGCCGCAGGAAGUGCAAACCACAGAUGAAUUAUGACAAGCUGAGCCGGGCCCUCAGAUACUAUUACAACAAGAGGAUCCUUCAUAAAACAAAAGGGAAAAGGUUUACUUAUAAAUUUAACUUCAGCAAACUGGUGAUGCCCAACUACCCAUUCAUCAACAUUCGGUCAAGUGGUGUGGUUCCCCAGAGUGCGCCACCAGUGCCAACAGCCUCUUCCCGGUUCCAUUUCCCACCUUUGGACGCCCAUUCUCCAACUAGCGAUGUGCAGCCAGGGCGGUUCUCUACUAGCUCCCUAACUACGUCUGGCCAGGAGUCGGGUAAUGGCCCUGAUAGAAAGGUGGAGCUUUCGGAGCUGGAGGAUGGCUCAGCCGCUGACUGGCGCCGGGGCGUGGAUCUCAUGUCUUCCCGGAAUGCUGUUGGUGGAGGAGGGAUCAGCCAUCAGAAACGCAAGCCUGACAUAAUGCUUCCUCUGUUCACUAGGCCGGGGAUGUACCCCGACCCCCACAGUCCCUUCGCUGUCUCUCCAAUCCCUGGCCGUGGAGGUGUCCUUAAUGUCCCCAUUUCACCAGCCCUCUCCCUGACUCCCACCAUCUUCUCCUAUAGCCCAUCACCAGGCCUGAGCCCCUUCACCAACAGCAGUUGCUUUUCCUUCAACCCUGAGGAAAUGAAACACUACCUUCAUUCUCAAGCGUGUUCUGUGUUCAACUACCAUCUGAGUCCCCGGACAUUUCCUCGUUACCCAGGGCUCAUGGUUCCACCACUGCAGUGCCAAAUGCAUCCUGAGGAGUCAACCCAGUUUUCUAUCAAGCUGCAGCCCCCGCCAGUUGGGCGGAAGAACCGGGAGAGGGUGGAGAGCAGCGAGGAGUCAGCACCUGUCACAGCUCCCACCAUGGCGCCUGUCCCCCCGAGAAUUAAGGUGGAGCCAGCCUCUGAAAAGGAUCCUGAGAGUCUCAGGCAGUCAGCACGAGAGAAGGAGGAACGCUCUCCGGAAGAGGGCGCUGUGCCAAGCAGGACCAUAGAAGAGGAGAAAAGCCCCGUCUUUGCCCGCCCAGCUGCACCGCCCUCCUGGCUCUCUGUACCCAGCACCCCAAGUGAAGACCCCCUAGAGGUGACUGAAGACAGUGAGGACAGGCCUGGCAAAGAGCCCAGUGCACCCGAGAAGAAAGAAGACGCCCUGAUGCCCCCCAAGCUUCGGUUGAAGCGGCGCUGGAAUGAUGACCCUGAAGCCCGAGAGCUGAGUAAGAACGGCAAGUUCCUCUGGAAUGGGGCAGGACCCCGGGGCUUGGCAACAGCAGCUGCUGAUGCUUAGAACUGGAAGUGGAUUGGGCGUUGUUUAUACUAUAAUCAAAUACAUACAUGUAUUUAUGUAGCAAGAUUUCAGGGUGGGGGGAGGGGGAGGGAAUUAGACUGGUUUGAUCAUUCUAGGGGCAUAGACUUGUAUUUUUAUGUUUUGGGGAUGGGGUGGGGUAUCUUCUGUUGUAAAUUAGGUGGGAUGUGAACACAGUUUUUUUUCCUGGUGAGUAAGACAUGGGAAGGGUAUUGACCUGAAGGAGAAGAGCCUCUAUUUCCUGUUGAGGCUUACACUUUUUGACAAACCCCCAAAGGGCCAAGAUACUGUUUGGUCCCAUGAUAGUUCAGGUUCCAGGCUUCUUUCUUUUCUAUUGUAUUUAUAUAUGGAAAGCCAUUAAUGAAUUUAUUUUACUCUGAGAGAGAACAAAGGGAAAAGGACAUGGUUGGGAGGUCGAGCAGUGAGAGACCAUUAAUACUAAAUAUUUUGCCUAAGAUGUUUCUUUAUAAUUAUUUCAGGGGAGGAAUAAGAUAAUCUCAGUCUUACUGGGGCAGAGGGAUGUUCAGAUGUUGCUCUUUUUCUUUUUUCCUUUGUUGUUGCUGUUAUUUGGCAUUUUUUCUUUUCCUUUCUGAAAAAAUGUUUUCGGGAAACAUGAAACGUACUGCCAGUUAGAGUGGGGCUGGGCAGGCUCAGGCACUGAGCCUCGGCUGCGUGGUUGGGACAGGAAGCCCUGCUGUGACUUUCUUGGACUUUUCACGUACUUCACCUAUUAAGAAGCCAUGAGGAGUUGUAAACUCUUGUUCAGGGAAGAAAGAAGAGGGCAGGAGGAAGUAACCCAAUGCCUUUAAAAACAAAAACACAAAAAUGAUCUUCAUUUUUCCUUUUCCAUCGUGGGUUUGGGGAGCCAAACCAAAGUGACUGUGAGCAAGUUCACUGAGAGGCAUGACAGCGUUGAAGAUGUCUUUCCAUUGUGUCUGGUUCUCUUAUCGUUUUCUUAAGUCAAGCCUUAACAAUGAACAUACUUUAACAUGAUACGGGUCUGUCAACAUAAACCUGUAAAAGGGCGUGGACAACUUUUCAGAUAAUCGGGGAAUGUCGAAACAUGGUUAAAUUUCAAGCUGGUAUUUAGUUGUCUCCUCUUAAUGUUACUGGGAUGGGUAGCAAAAAGGAUUAUGGGAGUUAAUGAUGGGAGCAGAUGAUACCUGGAAACACAGAAGGUAGGUGGGGGUACCACUGGAUGUUACUGAGACUGAAGGAAGAGGUGGGCAGGAGACAGAAGGUGGCUGGAUCCCCAAGGCCUAGUGUGAAUGCAGGGGCUGCUGUCUGUCCUGUUGUCAUGUUGCCCUUCUUACCAUGCCUGUCCCUAGAUUGUUCUCAUUCUCAUGAUCAAGUGACUAUCAUACAUGAGACCCCAGUUUACAGAUAGAGGAAUUGUUUCUUCAUGGGAAAUUCCCUUCCAUCAACUUCAAAGGAAUGGGCAAGUGUUGAUCUUACAUGAAGCAAAAGGAGCGUGGACUCGGGGCAGAGAGAGAGAAUCCACAGCCAGCUGUCUGUGCAUGUGCACAUGUAACUACCUAGUGUACGGAAGUACCUAACUGGCUCACAUCCACAGGGCAGCAAAGAGAAGAAAUAACUCCGUAUCUGAUAGGGGCAAGAAGUGGGCAUGGGGAUGCUGUCUAGGAAUUGGAGGAAUUCCUAACUCCACCUUAGCCUAAGUGAACUCUAAGUACUAAGAAGUAUGUGAGGGUUGACUUUUAAUGGUGGGGUGGGAAUUCUUUUUUAGCUGGAGUAUUUGCAUGAGAGGGGCUCAGGAAAGGUUCGAGUAGGUGAGUGAGUUAUUAGAUGGCUUGGGAUGACUUGAGUCCAUCAUGCUAUUUUUUGGCAAGUGUCCUCUCCCUUAUUUGAUUCAAACUCCAUGAGUGACUUGUCUUUCCCUGGGAAAGGGAUUGGGAGAGUGGUCCCUAGCAACUCAAGCUUUGAUCAAGCUGCCUUUGGUUGGUUGUGUUUGUGUCAGUGUCUUUCUCUGCGCCUCGCCUUACCUCGAAUCAGAAAGCAAGCCUGGGCAGGUGGAGGAGGAGUGUCUGCUUGGCAUUGCCCUAUCUAACCAGGGAGGCUGGCUGGCCGCCCUCUCUGUCCACUGGAGGGGAGGGCCAGCAGGUAUCGGUAUGAACUCAGGAAUAGAAACACGAGGCCUUUAAAAUAAGAGGGAGAGAAAUCCAUGAUGCGUACCUGUAACCCCCUAGAACCCAAGUGCCAGAAUUAAUUCCUAGAUGCUGCUUUUGUUUGAACAAAAAGUCACUGCUUUUACACUUGAAAAAACACACUCAAAAAAAUGUUCAACUCCAUGAAAAAUGUUUUUUGGCUUUAAGAAAUUGUUUGGUGUUUAACUGUUUCCUUUGAUUUCCAUUCCACCAGUAAAUUGUUGGUUGAUUUGCACUGCACACUGGGGUUGGGGUUGGAGGGAGGGUCCUCAUACAGAGCCGAACUUGGGCUUCCUCAGGACGUGGACCAGGGAAUGUGGAGGUCGUUGGUAUUUCCUGGGGUAAGGGUGGGAGGUAGUUUUUCUCCCCCUAGUCCACUCCUGGCAGCACCUGUCACCAACCUGGCACAAAGCCAGGCCUUUCUCCUGUGAGCAUCUCAUCGCUGUCCAACAGCAGGUGGAAAGGGGGGACAAAAUCAGACCUAUUUUUUCUCCCCUACUUUUUCCAAAUUUUGCUGCGCCAAAUAUUUAAAACUGCUAAUAUAAAUCUUAAAAUUUCAUUAAUUAAUGAAGAACUUGUUCAUGCCGUUUGCUUUGUUGACUAUGGAAAAGAAAGUAGUAGAGAUCUCUUAAGGGCAUCCAGCCUUAUUGAGUUUUUUUUUUUUCAAGAACGGCUAGGAGUGAAAUAAACAAUUCACCAAGUCCUUUCACCCCCAGUUUUCAAGCUGCACUGCAUUAAACCCAACUCGCUAACUAAUACAGGGAAUUAUUGCACCGUAGUCCUCCAUGGGCCAAGAAACUUCCAGAAGCAUUAAAAAAAAUAAAAAGUUGAAGUAUAUCACUUCUCACCAAGCGGGUAGAGUCAGUUGGCUGUUUGUCCCUUGUUUUUUAUUUAUUCCAUAAUUAUGUUUGUGCUUUUUGUUUUGUAAACAGUAAUGGAACACACAUUUUGAUUUUGUUCAAAAGAAAAAGAACUUUAUCCAGUCUUUCAAGAACUGUUCAUUUCUUUUUGCUGAAAAAAAAGAGUUACCAGUUAAUUUGUUUUGAAAUAUUUAGAAAUUCUUCGAGUUAUGAAAUUGUGAUGCAGGGAUUCAUGAGUGAGACAUUCACAUGUGAAAGAUGACUUCACUUAGCCGCUUAAGCAGAGUAAAGUGUGUAUAUGUACAUAAAAUGUAAGUAA
Messenger RNA from Diceros bicornis minor, 5016 nucleotides. RefSeq names its product ETS translocation variant 3. Gene Ontology annotation, biological process: regulation of transcription by RNA polymerase II; cell differentiation. The coding region runs from base 122 to 1657 and encodes 511 amino acids. The record is from RefSeq and is a predicted model, not a curated record. NCBI's taxonomy places the organism in Eukaryota, Metazoa, Chordata, Mammalia, Perissodactyla, Rhinocerotidae. Gene Ontology annotation, molecular function: sequence-specific DNA binding; DNA-binding transcription factor activity, RNA polymerase II-specific. The transcript has 5 exons. Gene Ontology annotation, cellular component: nucleus.